Messenger RNA from Gamsiella multidivaricata, 514 nucleotides. RefSeq names its product chaperone. NCBI's taxonomy places the organism in Eukaryota, Fungi, Mortierellomycota, Mortierellomycetes, Mortierellales, Mortierellaceae. The record is from RefSeq and is a predicted model, not a curated record. The transcript is spliced from 3 exons. Bases 142 to 408 code for a protein of 88 amino acids.
CACAAACAGGACGGAAAAAGAUCGCCCAUUUCACCUACAUCCUCCCCACCGCUCUUCCACCCUCAAGACCCAUCAACCCACUUCCGCCCAGAAGCAGCAGCAGCAACCGUAACAGUAACAACAACAACAACUACAAUAACCAUGGACUUUUCGCAAUUCAACGAUGCCGAGCGCAACCACCUUCAGCGUGUCAUGGAGCAGAAGCAGAUGAAGGACUUCUUGAAGCUCUACAGUGGACUCGUCGAGCGCUGCUUCACGGACUGCGUCAACGACUUUACUUCCAAGACCCUCACUUCAAAAGAGGAGGGCUGCGUACAAAAGUGCGCCGAUAAGUUCUUGAAGCACUCGGAGCGUGUCGGUCAGAGAUUCGCAGAGGCCAACGCCGAGAUGAUGGGUGGAGCCAAGUAGAGAGAGAGACCACAAUUUCUUGUAUUUGUUAAAUAAUGGACGAUCCUUCAACAACAAACAUGCAUCAAGCAACCCCAACCAGCCAAAAAGGAAUAAAACAAAGCAA